AUGAGGAAUCUGCGGUUUAGCGCCGUCCUCGCACUUAUUUCAGCCAUUUCGGUAGUCGUCAUUGCACAAAGUGAGCUUUUUUUUCCAAACUUUGAAGCCUAAAAGAGUUCUGACGGAAAAUUGCUGCCAAAAGUGUCAUUGUGACGGCAUUCGAGUGCAAGCGCGCUCUACCGCAAUCCCCUGAAUUCACGUGGUGUGCGGUAGAGCGCGAUUGCCGUCAAAUGCACCGUUUGAAUAAUAUAAAUGUUUGCAAUAUGAUUACUUGUCAUUCAGAAAAGUUCUACACUUUUUUUUAGGAUCCCAGCAGUCGGUGAUCGCGGAUCUCGGAAAGUUGAUCGUGGAUAACUGUCCGCCUAUGCUGUGCACUGGAUUGGAUUGUGCGGUUGUCACCGAGCGAAAUGGAUGUCAGGUACGCGAAAAUUCCAAUUCAAAACUUGAUUUAGCCGUAGAAACCGAGUACUGUAGUAUAAGAGUCUAUUCAAAACGAUGUAUCUCAGCCGCCAGAGAAGAUAUCAAAAAGUUGUCAACUGGAAAAAUGUGCACAAUUUUAUAAUGAACAAUUCAUUAGUUGACUACUUUUUGAUAUCUCUACGGACCACUGAGAUACAUCAGUUUGAAUGGACGGUAUUCGAGUGCCCUUCUAUUACAGUACUUACGGAAGGCUAAUGUAGGCUUUUUAAGAGGGUUAGGCUCUUUUUUAUGUGGAUUUUUUCCUAAACUAAAUAUUAUCCAAAGAAACGAACCCGUUCUAUCCCAUUUUCCUCCAUAAAAUCGUUCGAAAUCCGACACUCUUUCCAUUUUUCCGCAGUUGUUAAAAGAACAGGUUCUUUUUGGCGGGGCAUGGUCACACAGAGCGAAUUCGAACGAAACAAAAGAGUAAAAGUGGAACACUGUUUGAAUGGAUUCGAAUCGGCGCUGAUUCGAAUGAAGAUCAAGAUUGGAAUCGAUGAGAAAAUCCCUGAAAUCGUUUUGAAUGCAUGCAUUUUUUUCCUUCAUCUUUCGACACUUAUAUCUCGAGAGCCAUCGAUUAUUUCAAAAAGCUGUUAACUGUAAAGUUGUUGCAAAUUUUGUGCCAAACAACUUUGUAAUUGAUCAUUUUACUCUAAAACCCGUCAUUCUUGAGUCAUGGCCCAGUUUCCUACCAAGACGUGUUGUUGCAGCUGUGCGCGUGCCCGAUCGGAUCGCCAUCCCGCGGUUGCGACCCGAUGCCGUUCAUUCUUUGGCAUGAUCUGAUCGUGAACGGAUGCCCGAACGUGACCCUCAACAGCCGCGAUCCGGCGCAGAAAGUGCACCGUUGGUUCCGUCGCGUCAACCGAUUCACAAACACUGAUCAGUGCGAGCCGUACAUCUUCCCCUACUGUCCGGAACUCGAUUUUAACCUUUGGAGAUCUCCAAGAACGAAACAGGUAUGCCAGUUAUUAAUGGGGUUAUUCAGGCUGUGAAAAAAAUGAUUGUUUUCCGUUUUUUUCGUUUUUUUACGUCAAAAAAUCCAAUUCAGCGGUGUAAAAAAACGAAAAAAAAAGCGGAAAACAAACAUACGCUGAAUAGCGCCAUAAUUAACUUUUUGUUUGCCUCAAAAGUUGCACCAAAAUCCGUCGAACUUUGCUCACUCGCGCACAAAACAUAGUGGGAGGCGGAACCCGCGAGACGUCGGCGGCGGCCGCAAAAGACCCGCACGUGACGCGCGAGCGGCCUCAGCUUUGCGCUGGGGCGAUAACGUGACCAAUGAGGCUUUGCCGAGGUGCGUUUAUUGCUGGUUGAAAACUUUUCCCAAUUGCCCGCGAUGGCCCCUGAAAUACGGGUGCCGUACGCAAUUUUUGAACGCCUCGCGGAGGCAGACGAUAUUGAAAGUAACGCAUCGCCUCUAAUUUUUGCAGGAAUGCGAGCUCUACUGCUAUUCGAUCGACGAGCAGCGAAAGCGAGGAAUCAUCUAA
Caenorhabditis sp. 36 PRJEB53466 is the source of this 1934-nucleotide messenger RNA. The record is from the annotation of a GenBank genome assembly. NCBI's taxonomy places the organism in Eukaryota, Metazoa, Nematoda, Chromadorea, Rhabditida, Rhabditidae.